Messenger RNA from Sipha flava (yellow sugarcane aphid), 1399 nucleotides. RefSeq lists its product as uncharacterized. The coding region runs from base 23 to 1087 and encodes 354 amino acids. Gene Ontology annotation, biological process: DNA replication. The transcript is spliced from 2 exons. The record is from RefSeq and is a predicted model, not a curated record. Lineage: Eukaryota; Metazoa; Arthropoda; Insecta; Hemiptera; Aphididae. Gene Ontology annotation, molecular function: nucleotide binding; DNA binding; DNA-directed DNA polymerase activity.
GGACGUGCCGGAGGAGUUAUUGAUGGAGCACGGGAUACCGUCAAAACCGGUAAUAUACCGAGGCAGUAAAGAUUUCAUGGACGUGGCGAGAUAUUUAAUUUUUAUGAAUGAACAACGACAGUUACAUGAAGCCGCAACGCGAUGCAAUUUAUGUAAGAUGAACUUUUCGCACGAUAAUCAUAAGGUGGCAGAUCACUGUCAUUUAUCGGGAAAAUUUAGACAGUCUCUAUGUAAUGUAUGUAAUCUUAAGCUCCAAACACCGAACUUUAUACCUAUAUUUUUCCACAACCUUUCCAACUAUGACGCGCACUUGAUAGUAACGGAACUUGGCCAUGACACCCAAGCUAUUAGACUAAUACCUAACAGCGAGGAAAAAUUUAUCUCAUUCACCAAGUACGUGUCAAAUUCAUUCAAUAUGCGAUUUAUUGACACUUUUCGGUUUAUGGCAUCAGGACUGUCAACUCUAGCCAAAAAUCUUGUGACACCGGAUCUGGAGAACUUCAGAGAGACCGCUAAGGUUUUUGAUGAAGUCGAUAUGUCGCUAGUGACUCGGAAGGGGGUGUACCCUUAUGAGUACAUGAAUAGUUGGGAACGGUUGGAGGAGACGAGACUGCCUAGCGAGAGGAGCUUUUAUAGUACGUUGACGAAGACCGAGAUAGAGGAGAGUGACUUUGACCAUGCGAAGGAGGUCUGGGACCACUUCGGAUGUAAGACGCUGGGCGAGUAUUCAGAUUUAUAUUUAAAAAUCAACGUGCUGUUGUUGGCGGACGUUUUCGAAAACUUUCGAGACCUUUGCAUGAAGACUUACAAUCUGGACGCCGCUCAUUAUUUCACUGCCACCGGCUUAAGUUUUGACGCGAUGUUGAAAUUCACGGGGCAAAAGAUACAGUUGCUGGACGAUUAUGACAUGUUGUUAAUGUUUGAGAAUGGUAUACGUGGAGGACUAGUACAAGCGAGUAAGCGUUAUGCAAAGGCAAAUAAUGUGAUGACUCCAGGUUAUGAUGUGUCAAAAGAUAAAUCAUGGAUUAUAUAUCAGGACUGUACGUUUUUUUUUUUUUUUUUAAACUUAUUAAUUUUAAUUUUAUAGGUAAAAAUUUGUACGGGUGGGCAAUGUCGCAGUACAUGCCGUACGGUGGAUUCAACUGGGUUAAACCCACAUUGAAAUGAUUAGGCAAUUUGGACGACAUCUCCCCCAUAGGGAGGAUUUACGAGGUCGACGUGACGUACCCACAGCACCUACAUAAUGAACAUAACGACUUACCUUACCUCACGCAAAAUAGUAUUCCACAUGAUUCGAAGGUUAGGAAACUGAUGGCAACAUUUGAGGACAAGAAAAAUUAUAUUGUACACUAUCAGAACUUACAGCAGGCAAUAAAGAAUGGAUUGAAAGUUGAAAAAG